Messenger RNA from Gadus chalcogrammus (walleye pollock), 6512 nucleotides. RefSeq lists its product as uncharacterized. The transcript has 2 exons. The coding region runs from base 1972 to 4452 and encodes 826 amino acids. Lineage: Eukaryota; Metazoa; Chordata; Actinopteri; Gadiformes; Gadidae. Gene Ontology annotation, molecular function: nucleic acid binding. The record is from RefSeq and is a predicted model, not a curated record.
CUCUACAGCCUUUAACUAAACAAUUGCACAAUAAACGGUCAAACUCUUAACAUGAAAAUGUAUCAUUUAAAUACAUAAACAACAUAUUUGUAAGCCGGGGCAUAUAAAGACUGGGACCAGAAGAUAAUUACUUUCUCUCCAUUGAAACCCAUAAAUAUUUUUCGAGGUCCCAUUGGCUCUACCGGAAAGGGCGUGACUCCGCCACUCUUUACGUUCGUUAAUUGGUCACACUGUUAGUGCGCACUGCGCAUGCUCACUUCCACGGCGCACUUUGCAGAGGCCUGAAGGACACCUUUUUUUGUCGUUUUACGUGCGUGUUUAUGAUCCAAUAAUAUGACACUGACAAGGGAAUUACUGCAGAGGACAGCGCAAGGGGGCAAACGAUUAAUAAGAUGGCUCCAGAAGGAGAGGCUGGUUGCAAGGAAAAAACGAUGCCCUGUGUGCAACAACAGAAUGCAAUUCAAAAGAACCAACACGACCAAGGAUGGAUACAGGUGGUAAGAGACGAUCAUCAUUGCCACACAGGCUACACUCAGAUCAAUGUGCCAUUAGAUUAUAUUGCAUCUUAACAUUGUACUUCAAUUUCAAUUCCCACUCGGAACUUGCUCUCCUCUGCUGUUUCUCUCUCCUACUACUCACAAAACACAAAACCAUAGGAGGAGCAGCGACUUUGGGACAGUGACACAUGUUUUAUUAUUUUGGUUCCGUACUAUAGCACCUUCCGUUUGAAAGGAUGCCCAUGAAGUUAAAGUGCAUACUGUCAACUUUAAUUGUUGAGUAUUUAAAUCCAUAUCAAAUGACAUUGAAGCAGCUUUUGUACAUGGUCCUCCCAUUUUAGGGCUUCCUAUUCUUUGAACAUAAUGCACAAGUCAAACACCCAAUCUCAAUCCAAUUUAGUAUAUAUAUUUCACAUUGUUACGUACAGUGUUCUGUAUGUCUUAUAUGUUAUGCAUGGUAUAGGCCUACAUGUAUUGUGUUCUGUUUUGUGUAGUAUGUUUGUGUUGUUGUUCUGUCUCCUCCUCCUGUUUUCAUUCUCCAAGUUCUCAGAUGUGCGCACCUGGUCCCGAUCACCAAAUCACCACACCUGUUCCAGAUCUCCCAUCAACCAUUCCCCUUUAAAUAGUCCUGUGUUUGUUUGUCAGGGGGGAGUGCUUUGGUUUGAGCUGUAGCAGAGCUUUGGUUGAGCUCUGUUUGCUAGUGUUUGCUAGUGUUUGCUAGUGCUUGGUUUCUUUGUUGGUUUAUUGUAUUGUCUUUAGUUGUUACAUGUUUGUUUAAACCUUACUACUUUAGUUGUUAGCAGCCUACUUUAGUUUUGUCUUUGUCUUUGUUAAUUCUUUUGUUGUGCGCACAGGGUCAAUAAGGACAGGUAAGAUACCCUGGGGUUUACAUAUUUCAUACACGUAGGUUUACCCGUUGUUAAUACCCUAGGUUAGAGUGAGCACCACCCACUGUACUUUUUCGGUGCAAAGCACCUGUCAAUGGGGGGUUGGGUUUUGUUAUGUUCUUUUCUUUGGUGCCACUGACAGUCCUUGUUGAUCCCUGUGUUGCCUUUUUUUGUACAUAAACACUUUAUAUUGAAUUCACCUUUUGUCUUGGAUUUUGUGUGACUGCACCCUCACUUGCCCAAACCUGUUGCCCUUAUGUUGCGUCCUACUCCGAGCCACCAGGGGGGCGUAACAUAAAUUGGGGGCUCGUCCGGGAUCCUUGAUCCUUUUAAGCAACGGGUUUGAUGAGUGUUGGUGUGCAGUGCACACGUCAAGUAGGCUGGUAGUGUUGGUUAGGUUGGUAAAGUUUUGGGUAAGGCUAUUUGAGAAAAAAUGUGUGUUUAACCUUGAGGGAUUUCUUAGUGAUCCUUCUGUGGAUCAGAUUGAUCGCUGCAGAAAAAAAGAUUUGUAUGCCAUUGCGGCACAUUUUUCAUUUGAAGCAUCAGCAGGUCUGCUUAAAGCAGAAUUGAAAGAAGCUGUUGUACAGAUGUUAGUACACGAAAAAGUGUUUGGUACUGGCAGCGGUGCGACUGCUAGUGAGCCUACUAUUUCCCCAUCCUUGUCUUCUAGCUCAGAGAAGGAGAGCAGGGAGGAAGAAGUAGUUGAGAGAGGGCUGGUUGAGAGUAAGCCAGUUCCUGUAGAUACAGACGCUAAUGUGGAGUUUAAGCCUCCUCAUACUGUGCCCCGAUUCUCUCCGUUUUCCUUACCUAGGGUAAGUGAUGAUGCCCGCCAUAGGCUACGCAUAGCGCGUUUGCAACUGGAGGCUCAAGAAAAAGAUAGAGACGCUGAAUACAGUCACAAGUUGGCUAUUCGGAAGAUGGAGCUAGAGAUGGAGGCGGACACCGCCAACCGCAAAAUUGAAUUAGAGAUAGCUGCAGAAAAAGAGGUGAAGCUUAAGCGCCUAGAACUGGAAGCUGCUUCUCUGAGUUUAGCUCAAUCACCUGGUCAUAGGUCCAUACAUUCUGAUCCCUCUGCGCCUACGAGAGGUUUUGAGGUGAGCAGAAAUGUUGUUUUGGUACCUCAAUUUCGUGAGGCGGAAGUAGAUGCCUAUUUUACUGCGUUUGAGCGAGUUGCCACCUCACUGAAAUGGCCAAAAGAGGUCUGGUCGAUACUGCUGCAGUGUAAACUGACAGGUAAGGCCCAGGAAAUUUAUGCUGCACUUUCUCUAGAAGAGAGUUUAUGCUAUGAAAGUAUUAAGACAGCUGUGCUUCGUGCCUACGAACUAGUGCCUGAGGCCUAUAGACAGAAAUUUAGAACUUUUAAAAAAGUGUCUAAUAAAACCUUUGUUGAGUUUGCCCGUGAGAAGGAGACUUUGUUUAAUCGAUGGUGCAAGGCAAGCAAUGCGAUAAAUUUUAACACUCUGUCACAAUUGGUCCUCAUUGAAGAGUUUAAAAAUAGUCUGCCUGAUCGUAUUGUGACGUAUCUCAAUGAGCAAAAGGUAGGGACAUUAGCGGAGGCUGCUGUGCUUGCCGAUGAGUUUGUUUUAUCGCACAAACAAACUUUUGUGAGUCCCCGAUAUGAGAGUAGGUCUUUUACUCCUUCUGCCUCAGCUAGAAUGCCGUCUAGUCCUCCACGUCCAUUGCCACUCCGCUCCACUGAGGAACGAGAGCUUUAUUGUCACCAAACAGGUCACGUAAAGAAUGACUGUUUUAUGUUGAAACGCAAGCUGUCGCAGCCAAGCAAACGACCAAAAGAGGUUUUGUUAGUACGAACGUUAGUGGGUCCAGUGUCCCUAGCCCCGGAGAUGGAGGGUGACAAUCUGGAACCCUGUUAUAAACCGUUCAUGUUGGACGGGUUGGUUUCUCUCAGCGCAAAUGCGUUGAACCAGUGUCCAGUGCGUAUCCUUAGAGAUACUGGCGCAGCACAGUCUUUUAUCUUAUCAGAUGUGUUACCUUUUAGUAAUGACUCUUCAAGUGGCUCUAGUGUGCUUGUGCAAGGCAUUGAAAUGGGGUUUGUGUCUGUGCCUCUCCAUGAGAUACAUUUAUCCUGUGACUUAGCAAAUGGAGUGUUUAAAGUGGGUGUGCGCCCGUCUUUGCCUGUUAGAGGCGUCACAUUUCUACUAGGGAAUGACAUCGCUGGUGGCAAAGUGAUGCCAGCUUUAGAAGUUCUAGAACGACCUGAGAUUUUGCAGCCUGAUGUGUUGGCUCAGGACUUCCCUGAAGUGUUCCCUGUGUGUGUGGUCACUCGUGCUCAAGCACGUAGUUUGGGUGAAGCAGUUGUUUUGUCGGAUACUCUGUUCGCGACUGAGUUGACCGGCCAGACUGUUUCUCCACCUGUGUUUCCGCAGUCUACUGCUGAGCCGAGUGUCCAGCCUAAGGUUCAAUGUGAUACUUCCACCAAAGAGACAACUAGGUUGCCUAUGAUUAGAAGUAAUCUGAUUGCUGCUCAGAAAGAGGACGUGACUUUGGUGAAGUGUUUUGAUGCGGCUCUUGCUCCAGAGAGCGCUAAAAAUAAAGAAAGUGACUAUUUUGUUGAAAAUGAUCUCUUGAUGCGGAGAUGGAAAUCUCGCGCUGAGUUUGAUAAUGACUGGACUAAUGUCUUUCAAAUUGUUGUGCCUACACCGUACCGACAGUCCGUUCUAUCUCUGGCUCAUGAACAUCUCUGGUCUGGUCAUCUAGGUAUUACAAAAACCUAUGACCGAGUGUUGCGACAGUUCUUCUGGCCAGGUUUGAAGCGAGAUGUGUCGUUGUUUUGCCGUACAUGCCAUGUAUGUCAGGUCACGGGGAAGCCUAAUCAGGUUAUAAAGCCUGCGCCUCUUCACCCUGUCCCAGCUAUAGGGGAACCGUUUGAGCAUGUACUUGUGGAUUGUGUUGGCCCUCUGCCAAAAACGAAAUCCGGUAACCAGUUCCUGUUGACCAUAAUGUGUGUAGCUACCCGGUACCCUGAGGCGAUCCCUCUUAGGAGCAUAACAGCUCAGUCAGUAGUAAAGGCCCUGAUCAAGUUCUUUUCUACUUUUCGGGCUCCCUAAGAUCGUGCAAACCGAUCAAGGUACCAACUUCCUUUCGGGUAUUUUUGAACAGGCUUUAACAUCACUGUCUAUAUCACACAGAAUCUCGAGUGCUUAUCACCCGGAGUCACAGGGCGCGCUCGAAAGAUGGCAUCAGACGUUUAAGUCGGUGUUGCGGAAAUAUACCAUGGAGAGUGGUAGGGAAUGGGAUGAAGGAGUCCCUUUGGCUUUAUUUGCAGUUAGGGAAAUAGUGCAAGAGUCACUAGGAUUUAGUCCAGCAGAGCUGGUAUUUGGUCACACAGUGAGAGGCCCUUUAAGAAUGUUGAGAGACCAGCUAACUGGCGAGAGUUCGCCCACCCAGCGAAACGUUCUGACCUACGUCAGUCGCUUCAGAGAACGACUGCACGAGGCUUGCAGUAUCGCUAGGGAAAGUCUCUCUGUUGCACAACAGGGUAUGAAGCGGCAUUUCGAUAAGAAAGCACUUCCGGUCUUUUCAAGCAGGUGACUUGGUUUUAGUGUUGCUGCCCAUUCCAGGUAGUUCAAUGAGUGCACGAUUUUCAGGACCGUACACUAUUGACAGGAGUUUGAGUGAGACUGAUUAUGUAGUCAGAACCCCUGAUAGAAGGCGGAAAACCAGAGUGUGUCACAUUAACAUGUUGAAGAGGUACUACACUAGAGGCAACGCUCAGCUUGAGACUCACAGUGCGCCUCUUGUAGCCACUGUUGCGGCUUCGGUGUCAGUAGCUGUGAGCCCUACGGCAGAGAGUGAUGAGGAUGGCCUGAGUUUGCGCAAUGCCCAGCAACAGACACCUCGGUUGACAAACUCAGAAAUGUUGUUAAAACUACCGUCUUUAAUGCAUCAUUUAAGCAGGGAACAGGAAGCUGACCUACUCUGCCUUAUCUCUGAGUUCCCCUGUCUGUUUGGAGAUGUGCCUACCCGCACUACGGUGUUAGAGCACGACAUAGAUGUGGGUGAGUCCAGACCGACUAAACAGCACCCAUACAGAGUAAAUGCCUACAAGAGAUCUCUGAUGAAGAAAGAGGUUGAUUAUUUAUUGGAACAUAAUUUAGCACAGCCCAGCUCUAGCCCAUGGAGUUCUCCGUGCUUAUUAGUUCCAAAGCCUGACGCGACUGUCCGUUUCUGUACAGAUUAUCGGAAGGUAAACAAUGUCACUGUGCCGGACUCUUUUCCUAUGCCCCGCGUAGAUGAUUGCGUGGAUACCAUAGGAUCAGCUCGCUUUGUAACAAAGUUAGACUUAUUGAAAGGUUAUUGGCAAGUUCCCCUUUCACCACGGGCUUCUGCCAUCAGUGCAUUUGUGACUCCAGAUAAUUUUCUACAGUAUUCCGUGAUGGCUUUCGGGAUGCGAAACGCACCGGCCACUUUCCAGAGGUUGGUGAAUAUUGUGUUUAGUGGUGUGCCUAACUGUACUGCAUAUUUGGAUGAUGUGGUAAUACACUCGUCAGAGUGGCCUGCUCAUGUGGAUUCGCUCAGAACCGUGUUUCAACGACUGGCUGAUGCAUCUCUGACACUGAACCUCGCGAAAUGUGAGUUUGGGAAGGCGACGGUGACCUACUUGGGUAAACAGGUGGGCGGAGGCCAAGUGCGUCCCUUGGAGGCCAAGAUCGCAGCUAUUACGUCUUUCCCAGUACCCACCACUCGGCGGGAGUUACGCCGAUUCUUAGGAAUGACAGGUUACUACAGAGGGUUCUGUAGGAACUUCUCUUCUGUUGCAGCCCCAAUGACUGACUUGAUCAGUCCAUUGGUUAAGUUUGUAUGGUCAGAUCGGUGUCAAAUCGCCUUUGAAUGCUGCAAAGCGUUAUUGUGUAAUGCCCCAGUACUGAGUGCUCCUGAUUUUGAUAAACCGUUUGCCAUUGAAGUAGAUGCGAGCUGUAUUGGUGCUGGUGCAGUUUUAACUCAGAUUGAUUCUGAGGGUUUGGUCCACCCUGUAGGUUUCUUUUCAAAGAAAUGUACUAGUAGCCAAAUGCGCUCCUCUACAAUAGAGCAGGAGACGUUGGCUUUGCUGCUAGCGCUCCUAUGUAUGUUACGCCCCCCUGGUGGCUCGGAGUAGGACGCAACAUAA